Messenger RNA from Solanum stenotomum, 384 nucleotides. RefSeq lists its product as uncharacterized. Bases 1 to 384 code for a protein of 127 amino acids. The record is from RefSeq and is a predicted model, not a curated record. The transcript has a single exon. NCBI's taxonomy places the organism in Eukaryota, Viridiplantae, Streptophyta, Magnoliopsida, Solanales, Solanaceae.
AUGGCAUUCCAGACUGGUAAGAAAGUUCUUCUAAAAGUAUCACCCAUGAAAGGGGUGAUGAGAUUUGGCAAGAAGGUCAAUCUUAGUCCUCGAUACAUUGGUCCAUUUGAGAUUAUUGACUGUGUAGGGCCAGUGGCUUAUAGAUUUGCUUUACCUCAUAACCUAUCGAAAGUUCAUCCAGUAUUUCAUGUGUCCAUGUUGAAGAGAUAUCAUGGCAACGAGAAUCACAUCAUAAAAUGGGAUUCGGUGUUGUUAGAAAAAGACCUCCGGUAUGAGGAAGAACCGAUUGAAAUUAUUGAUCGUGAUGUUCAAAAGUUGAGGACCAAAGAGAUUAAGUUCGUGAAAGUUAAAUGGAAGCAUCGUCGAGUUGAGGAGGCUACUUGA